GAGACUGGGGGGUAUAAAGCCAUUUCUUUCUUCUCGUGAGUUCCAGUAUCCGCCACCUUAGUAGCUACAUCUAACAUCAUGGCCAAGAAUCCCACACGCAAAAUUGGCACCGACGAUGUCUCUACCAUUGGCUUUGGUGCCAUGGGCAUAGGAGCAUUUUACGGUCAGACUGAUUCAGAUGAGGAGCGCUUCAAGGUUCUGGAUAAAGCGUAUGAACUCGGCUGCACUUUCUGGGACACUGCCAAUGUCUAUGGAGACAGCGAAGAGCUCAUUGGCAAAUGGUUCAAGCUGAACCCCGAAAAGCGGAGCAAAAUUUUCCUUUCUACAAAAUUCGGUAUCGUCAUCAGUGGAUCUGACAAUAGAGGGGUUGACGGAUCUCCAAAAAAUGUUCACGAGUCAUUUGCAAAAUCACAAAGGUUGCUUGGUGUUGACAAGGUCGAGCUUUACUACUUGCACAGACCUGAUCAACAAACACCAAUCGAAGAAACUGUCGGCGCCAUGGCAGAACUUGUUAAACAGGGGAAAGUGAAGUAUCUUGGGCUGUCAGAAUGCAGUGCGGACACCUUGCGCCGUGCUCAGAAAGUGCACCCUAUCGCUGCCGUCCAAGUGGAGUAUUCGCCUUUCACCCUCGACAUCGAGGACUCAAAGCUCAACAUUCUAAACAUGGCUCGUGAACUCGGAAUCAAAAUAAUUGCCUACUCGCCUCUUGGGCGUGGUUUGAUUACGGGACAGUAUAAAUCUCCAGAUGACUUCGAUUCUGAUGAUUUCAGGAGGAUGGUUCCCAGAUACUCGAAGGAGAACUUCCCGAACAUAUUGAAACUGGCAGAUAACCUGAAGAAAGUGGGCGAGCAAUAUAAUGCAACCGCGGGACAAGUCGCGUUGGCAUGGCUUCUUGCCCAAGGUGAGGAUGUCAUCCCCAUUCCGGGUACAAAGAAGAUCAAGUAUCUCGAGGAGAACCUCGGUGCUAUCGAUGUGUCAUUAAGUCCUGAAUCAGUCCAGGAAGUACGUAUUAUUGCGGAGAAGGCUGAUUGGGUGGUUGGGGAUCGCUAUCCUUUAGCGGAUAUGAAGGUGCUGUAUGCAGAGACCCCACUUCCGAAGAGUACCUGAACUGUGUCAUGAAUUUGAGCCCCAUAGAUACAUUCUCAAUGAUUGCAACUGUACUUGUACGUACAUGCAGCAAUGUCAGAUGCAUGUUUCGGUCGACCGA
Suillus plorans is the source of this 1207-nucleotide messenger RNA. RefSeq names its product Aldo keto reductase. The transcript has 9 exons. Bases 79 to 1107 code for a protein of 342 amino acids. Gene Ontology annotation, cellular component: cytoplasm. The record is from RefSeq and is a predicted model, not a curated record. Lineage: Eukaryota; Fungi; Basidiomycota; Agaricomycetes; Boletales; Suillaceae.